This is a messenger RNA of Pteropus alecto (black flying fox), 1425 nucleotides long. RefSeq names its product dipeptidase 3. The transcript is spliced from 10 exons. Gene Ontology annotation, biological process: proteolysis. The record is from RefSeq and is a predicted model, not a curated record. Bases 1 to 1425 code for a protein of 474 amino acids. Gene Ontology annotation, molecular function: metallodipeptidase activity. NCBI's taxonomy places the organism in Eukaryota, Metazoa, Chordata, Mammalia, Chiroptera, Pteropodidae.
AUGCAGCCCACGGGCCUUGAAGGUCCCCACGUGCUCGGCCUGCGGCCUCUGCUGCGUCUGCUGCUUCUGCUGUGGCUGCUACCGUGGCCCAUAACCCGCACCCAGGCCGUGCCUGGCGCCUCCAGCGCCCCGACAGUGCUGGGACCCACCAGAGCCCCGACCAGGCCAGGCACCCCCAGCGUCCGGAGUACGCGGGAGCGCGUGCAGGCCCUGAUGCGGGACUUCCCGCUCGUGGAUGGCCACAACCACCUGCCCCUGCUCCUGAAACAGCUUUUCCAGAACAGGCUGCAAGAUGUUAACCUACGCAACUUCAGUCGUGGCCAGACCAGCCUGGACAAGCUUAGGGAUGGCCUCGUGGGUGCCCAGUUCUGGUCAGCCUACACCCCAUGCCAGUCCCAGGACCAGGAUGCUGUGCGCCUCACACUGGAGCAGAUUGACCUCAUUCAUCGCAUGUGUGCCUCCUACUCUGAACUGGAGCUUGUGACCUCAGCCAAAGGUCUGAACAGCACUCAAAAGCUGGCCUGCCUCAUUGGUGUGGAAGGUGGUCACUCACUGGACAGCAGCCUCUCUGUGCUGCGCAGUUUCUAUCUGCUGGGAGUACGCUACCUAACACUCACCUUCACCUGCAGCACGCCCUGGGCAGAGAGCUCCACCAAGUAUAGACACCACUUCUACAUCAACGUCAGCGGGUUGACAAGCUUUGGUGAGAAGGUGGUAGGGGAAAUGAACCGCCUGGGCAUGAUGGUGGACUUGUCCCAUGCAUCGGAUGCCUUGGUGCGGCGAGCUCUGAAGGUGUCGAAGGCUCCUGUGAUCUUCUCCCACUCAGCUGCCAGGGCUGUUUGCGACAGUUUGCUGAAUGUUCCCGAUGACAUCCUGCAACUUGUGAAGAAGAAUGGUGGCAUUGUGAUGGUGACGCUGUCUAUAGGGGUGCUGCAGUGCAACCUGUUUGCUAAUGUGUCCACUGUGGCAGAUCACUUUGACCACAUCAGGGCAGUCAUUGGAUCUGAAUUCAUCGGGAUUGGCGGAAAUUAUGAUGGGUCUGGCCGGUUCCCCCAGGGGCUGUCGGACGUGUCCACAUACCCGGUACUAAUAGAAGAGUUGCUGAGACGUGGCUGGAGUGAGGAGGAGCUCCAGGGCGUCCUUCGUGGAAAUCUACUGCGGGUCUUCGGACAAGUGGAACAGGUGAGAGAUGAAAACCGUGGUCAGAGCCCUUCAGAGGAUGAGUUUCCAGACAGGCAGGUGGGCAGGUCCUGCCACUCUCACCUCCUGUCCCAGCCUCACAGAGAACACCUGGCCACACACCUGGAGAUGACCAAGUGGCCAACCAAUCAUGUUCUCCAAAGGCCUUCGAAAGCCUCCCCACACCUUGUUCUAAGCCUUGAGGCUUCUGCCAUCUUCUCAGUUCUCAUCCUGUGGCUCUGGUGA